Molecule: messenger RNA, 159 nt
Organism: Hydatigera taeniaeformis
Lineage: Eukaryota; Metazoa; Platyhelminthes; Cestoda; Cyclophyllidea; Taeniidae
Source: the annotation of a GenBank genome assembly
AUGGAGGCCGCGGUGGAGGAAGGUGAUGGUGCCGCGAAUGUGUUGAUGGAAAUAUCAGAGGAAGAUCUUGUACCAGUUGAUGGCAAGCCAGAGGGUGAAACCGAAGUGACAGAAUCGUCGCACGACGCUAGAGGUAGAGAGAUGGCACAGAUUUCAUAA